This is a messenger RNA of Armigeres subalbatus, 1727 nucleotides long. Its product is annotated as L-dopachrome tautomerase yellow-f-like. Gene Ontology annotation, cellular component: extracellular region. The record is from RefSeq and is a predicted model, not a curated record. The transcript has 6 exons. Lineage: Eukaryota; Metazoa; Arthropoda; Insecta; Diptera; Culicidae. The coding region runs from base 238 to 1518 and encodes 426 amino acids.
AAGCGAGGCACGAUGAUCGAGAGUCCUUAUAAUCUGCAAACGCGAUAGAGAACACGAUUAGUUCGCCUGGCAAGAGCCGCAGAGCAAGUUCAGUUUACAUUCGACCUUCGCGGUGAAGUGUGAUCAUUGUAAAAAGUCAGCAAGCCUCGACCAAUUCAACCGAAUCACCAUCGUUCUCAAGGGGGUGUGUUCGCUUCAUUGGUUAUUCUGAUCUAAUCGAAAAAAUAAACAACAAUUAUGAAUAGACUAAUAGUUUUUAUUAGUUUGAUCGUAACACUAAGAUCUUUAAAUGGAGAACAAUUCGAGCUGGUUUUCAAAUGGAAGCAGUUGCAAUAUAACGACAUUCAAACUGAACCCGGAGACAUUGUGUUCAGUGGACCAGUUAAACCUGCACCGCCUACCAUCAACGAGACCUUCGUUAGCUAUAACAACAUUCCCAUGGGAGCUACCCAUCACAAGGGACGUGUUUUCAUUUCCGUUCCGCGAAGACGGCCUGGAAUACCGGCCACCUUGAAUGUGAUUGAUAUUGAAAAGCAGAAGAAAGGUAAUAAAAGUCCAGCACUGACGGCCUAUCCGGAGAAUCGCAUCAAUCAGCUACAUCUGGACUACCACGCAGACUUGAAACACCUGGUAUCGGUCUACAGAACCACGGUUGACCAGUGCCAACGUCUAUGGUUCGUCGACACCGGCAUGCUCGAGUAUCCCAACAACACCAUGCAAGUGCAGCGUCCUCAACUGUGGAUCAUCGACUUAUCUCGCGACAGGAAGGUACGAACCUUUGAAAUCCCGGAAUCUAUUGUUCAGCAGGGUGUUGGAAUGGCAAGCCUUGUCGUCGAUUCUGAUGCCACAACUUGUGACAAAUCGUACGCCUACAUCCCGGACUUAGUGCAAGGAGCCAUCUACGUCUACAGCUUCGAAGCGAAUCGCAUGUGGGCUUUCCGUCACAGCUCCUUCCAGCACGAUCCACAGAGAGCGGCGUUCAAUGUCGCCGGCCAACGGUUCAAUUGGGACGACGGAGUCUUUUCGAUCACCAUCGGCAAUCGCGACCCGGUUACCCGCUCCAGACCGGUCUACUAUCACCCUAUGGUGAGCACAUCGGAAUUCAUCACCUUCACGGAAGUCCUACAGAACGAGGCUCUUGCAACGAACGGGGGCUACGACAAUCUCUUCCAAGCGAUGGGGGAUCGUGGCUCGAAUACACAGUCUACCAUGCAUCACUUCGAUGACCAGUCACAGGUUAUCUUUUAUGCCGAAGUGAAUCGAAAUACGAUCGGUUGUUGGAACACGAGGUCCAACUUCUCAGCCGAGAACCAUGACAUCAUCCAUCACGAUAACGAGCGAUUGAUUUAUCCGACCGACCUAAGUGCGGACGCUUCUGGAGUCAUCUGGGUGCUAUCAAACAAUCUUCCUACAUGGAUCUACUCGCAGCUGGACGUGAACGAGUACAACUUCUACCUGUGGCGUCAGACACCGGCGAAGGCGAUUGAAGGAACCAAGUGCAAGACCGAGGUCGAAUAAAAAUGAUAACGAGUCCCGUGAGCGAGCGAACGUGAUAAUCGCUUAGAAGAACGAUUGUGUUUUCGACUAAAUCGGCAAGUUUGUUGUGACGCGUUUAUUUUGAGAAGUACAAUCAGCUGAAGUUGAAAAGGCUGUGUUCUUUCUAUACAUGGUCGCUGAAGCAUGGCACAAAUAAAACCUCUCUCUGAUUCAACAUGUUUAUACCAAAA